Mauremys mutica (yellowpond turtle) is the source of this 1078-nucleotide messenger RNA. Its product is annotated as zinc finger and SCAN domain-containing protein 32-like. Lineage: Eukaryota; Metazoa; Chordata; Testudines; Geoemydidae. Bases 1 to 750 code for a protein of 249 amino acids. The record is from RefSeq and is a predicted model, not a curated record. The transcript is spliced from 2 exons.
AUGCCCAUUGUGACUGCCCUGGUCAUCAGUUUGAACUCUGCUGCCUUACAGCAAGGUACACCCUCCUCCUUUAAAGCCUCGGGAAUUUUUGAAAUUCCUCUUCCUGUUUGCUUGGCGUGGAGAGCUCAGAUAGCUUCUGUCCGGGCUGACUGGGCUGGCUCCCCACAGCAAACAAACUCCUCCUUGAGUACACCAGAGUUGCUGGGUCUGCUGGGUCUGCUGGGCGAGGAGGCUUUGCAGUCACAGCUCUUCUCCAGUCCCAGGAACUUUGAUACUUAUGGGCAGAUGGCUUGUGGCAUAGAGGAGAAAGGGCAUGAUCGGGACAUGCAGCAGUGCCAUGCCAAAAUCAAGGAACUGAGGCAGGCAUACCAGAAGGCAAGGGAGGCCAAUCAGUCUCGUGUAUCACCAAAGAAAUGCUGCUUUUACAAGGAGCUGAGUGCCAUCCUUGGUGGUGACCCCACCUCCACUGACAAAAAUCCCAUGGAUACUUCGGAGCGGCUGGAGACAGUGGCUAGUGGAGUGAACCUCCAGUAUGACAUGGUGGAUGAGGAAGUGGAGUUGCAGGAGAAUGGAGGACAGGCAACAGGGAUGUGCAGUGGUGUGGCAAGCCUGACAGGAGAGGGGAGCUCUGCUUCUGCAGAUGUGCCCUUGAUGGUCUCCUCCUGCACACCAGCUGAGUGGCACCAUCAGAUAACACAACAAAACAAGAGAAGUAAAGAAAACAUGUCCUGGGAGGAGUUGCAAUUAUAGACUGUCUGCUCACAAUCUGCAAUCAAUGAAAAACUGCGUAUGGAUAGCCAGGAGAUGAAACAGGCAGGAGCAGAUGGUACAGCUGCUACAGGACUAGACAGACAUGCUGAGGUCCCUGAUUGAACUGCAGAUGGAACACAUCUGUGUUUGCUGCCGCCUGCAACCCACAAAGAAUUGCCUUCCUUGCCCUGCCCACACACAUUCCACAUAUGUUCCUGGGCUAUCUCAGUACCCAAUGCACUCCAUCCCGAGGGACAUGUGUCACAAUGACAGCUGGACAUACACCCAACUAUGAGAACCCCAUCUGAAAAUGUGCUCUUCAUUUUCA